ACCUUCUCUGGUCAUGUGACUAUAUAAACCGCAAAACAACACUGGUGAUCGAAAUAUAAGUCUGUAAAUAGUUGUCCUGCAAGAAAGAACUUGCUAGCAAGAUACAUUGUUUACACUUUACAGGAAAUUAUAACUGGAUCCACACCUGUCUAACAGGCAGGCCGUUUCAAUGCAUUACAGAGAACCGAAAACGCUGCGGAGAUGGACGCGUACGAUUUGUUUACAAGUUGCAGAAAGGGCGACAUUUCCAGAGUUAGGUAUCUUGUUGAACAGAGAGACGUGGACCUCAAUGUAAGAGACAAAUGGGACAGCACCCCGUUGUACUAUUCUUGCCUCUGUGGCCAUGAGGAGCUCGUCCAGUACCUGUUGGCUAAUGGAGCAAAGUGUGAAGCCAACACAUUUGAUGGAGAGCGAUGCAUGUAUGGGUCUCUGAGUGACUCCAUCCGACGUCUCCUAAAAGAGUACAAGUGCAUCACAGCCCAAGCCAUGCAGAGGGACUAUUAUGACCACUUCCUUCUCACGUUACUGGAGCAGGGCCAGUAUAGUGACGUCAAGUUCCUGGUUCACGGUGAGACAUUUCAGGCUCACCGCUGUGUGCUGAGCGCUCGCUCAGAGUACUUCACAGCCAUGUUUGAAACCAAAUGGAAAGGAAAGAACUUGAUCCCCCUCAAACACCCUUUGAUCAACCCAGCAGCCUUUGGUGCCAUCCUGCAGUAUUUUUACACUGGUCGUAUGGACAUUGAUGUGAGCCACGUGGAGGACUGCAAGCGGCUGGCCAAACAGUGCAAAAUGGGCGACCUUAUUGAUGAGUUGGAGAGCAAGUGUAAACAGGUGUAUGAGUUUGUCUCCAAUAAACCAGGGACCUGUGUAAAGGUUCUGACCCUGGAGCCUCACAGCUGUCAGCAUCAGGAGGAGAUGGCUCAACUGGCUGACUGUGCCCUCCCUGCUGAGCUAAAAGUGGGAUUUGGCGAGCUUCCAUUUGACAGAACUGACAACUUCCCUAGCUACCCUGACAUUUGCUUCAGGGUUGAAGGUUAUGACUUCCUGUGUCAUAAGGCGUUUUUCUGUGGACGCAGUGACUAUUUUAAGGCGCUGCUGCAGGACCACUUCAGUGAGGGAGAGAUGAUGCAGUCCCAGCCCAGCACCCCAGUCCUCACCAUCCACAACAUCUCCCACGAGAUCUUUAUCCGUCUCCUCUAUUACGUCUACAGCGACGACACAGAGCUGUCCCCAGAGAAUGUGUUUGAUGUGCUGUGUGUGGCUGAUAUGUACCUGCUCCCCGGGCUGAAGCGUCUGUGUGGUAAGACGCUGGCCAAGAUGCUGUGUGAGGAUAACGUGUUGCACAUGUGGAAGACAGCCAAGCUCUUCAGACUGUCUCGUCUGGAGGACCAGUGCACGGAGUACAUGGCUAAGAUCAUAGAGAGGCUGGUAGAGAAGCCUGAGUUUGCUGACAUGAUCAAGGAGGAUGCUGGGGCGGUGGAGGACCGACACGAGACUGACUCCAUCCCUCUGGUGGACGACAUCCGCUUCCACAUCACCAGCAAUGUUCAGACCUUCAGUGCCAUUGAGGAGGCCAACGUGAAGCUCGACGCCCUGGAUCAGCUGCUCUCCACCAUCGGUCUGGAAUGCUAAUGAGAAGGUGUGGUGGUGGGUUAGGGCUAGUACUGGCUAAGCUAGCUGCUAGCCACAACCAGUGGCAAGAAGGACUUUUAUUGGACUGUUGAAGGGUAUUGGGGGAGACAUUCAAUAGCUUUCACAUUAUACACACAAAAAGAGUGUUUAUUUCACCAGCAAUGGCUUCAAAUAGUUUAAAUGCUUCUGGGCCAGACCAGGUGAUGGGCAAAGCACCUUUUUGCAAAUAAUGUGAAUGCUAUAAUGUGAAAGACCGAAGUAUGUAGGGACUGGAGGCGUCAAGUUGCUAUUGAGUAUCUAGACAAGGAUAGGGUUGCUGAAGAAGUUGAGGAUGAUGUUGCAUUGGAAUGAAUGACACACACAGAUACAGAAGCCCAUGUGAUGAGGAUGAAGAGUGAGGAAUGGAGUGUGGACUCUGAUUGUAAUAUAUACUUUCGUUUGCGGUUUUAUUUUGAAGUAAUGUAUUUUUCUUGGAACAAAACAGUUGGGGAAUGACAAGUCAUCUGACCACAAACAUAGUAGACCCAAUAUCACAGAAGAUAUUACAGUAUGUUGGCUUAGAAAUGUAGCUAUUAAUUAAAGAACCUUCGCAUUUGUGUGAAAAAUACCCAAUUAUGAAAAUCUCUGUUUUUAAACAAAGAGACUCAGAGAAAGAGCAAAUAUUUUACUCGUGUGAUGAAUUAGAAUAAUUAUAGAAUUCUGAAUGACAGCAAAUGUUUCCCCUAACAUGGACAUCACUCUUAUUUUUACUUUCAAAUUUUCCUGACUGGUAGGAAUUUGUUAAACUAUGUUUUAGCGGCUUGCUUUUCUUAAGAGGCAAGACAUUUUGAUUAUUUUUCACCUUGCGCUAGUAUAUUGUAGGCCUAAAUGCAUGCUGAUUUACUCUUGUUGUGUAUGCAUGAUUUAUCUUUAUAGAAUGUAGCUUUUUAUUUAGGUGUUAGAGAGGAAACCAUAGCUAGUUACAUGGCUAUGUUAAAUAUUGUUUAAAUCCCCAAAAUAAUGAAAAGAAAUUCAGCCUCAUAUGACAAUGUAUUGAAACGUUUUACUGUUAAUCAUGAGUAAAGUAAAUAAUUUGUUUUUCUGAUUUAGUUUUGAAAAAAUGAUGACUGGAGUCAAGUAAAGACCCAAUAAGAGAAUUUACAAAAUGUAAGUGUUUUUUUAUUUUUAGUUGGCAAUGAUUUAGAGAUCUCAUGACACAACUUGUAAUCUAUUUGAUAACUAGAUAUUGAAUCCUGUCAGUCACAUUCAUGCAGCAAAUGCAUUUAGCCUCAAUUUGCAUGCAGUGUGGGGAAACCACAGUAAGAAGGAAGUGAGUAUUUUCACAUACAGCAGUCACAAUGAUCCUCAUUUCCUUAAAGCAUACUUGCAUGUACAAGCAGACAGACAACUAACCACAAGCAAUACAGUGCAAUUUUGAUUUAUUUAUUUUGAACUCAAUCUAAGUCCCAAUAUCUCUUAUCUUUAACUAUGACAUUCCACUGCUAUGCAUAUAUCACUUUCAAAAUACAAAUGUAUUUUUCAUUGUCAACUUUACCACAUAUACUACUGGAUAAGCAUAGGAUUGUGCUGUAAAUAACAUUAACACCUGUACAUGCUGAACAGACAAAUACAUGUUAUUUGUUUGUGAAGCUUGUGUGAUUGAAGUUUCUUAUGCGGACUGUUCUCUAAGAGGAUAGCACACGCUAUAGUUAGUAAUGAUUUCCCAUUAUAUGCACAAAGUAGGAUCAAUCAUUUAUCCAGUCCGCUUUGAUAAAUAUGUAAGGGAUAAUCAACGAGGGGCUGUGCCUUCUCUGGAAAAUAAUGAACAAAGUGGAAGGUGUGCAGCUGAGUUGCAUUAUUUUCCAGAGAACGCAUAGAGCCCCCGAGUUGAUUAUCCAUUUUAUAUCAUGGCUAUAAUUUAGCACAUUUACCGCUAGAAAUGUGUUCAUCAUCCACUUAGAUAGCUAAGCAGUUUACUAGCUAGUGACGGUAGUUGCCUUGGUAACCAAACAAACGUGCUAGUUUAACUAACCAAACCAUCAGUCGUAGUUUGCUAUUAUGAACGUCGAAUUCUACAAUGCCAAUGAUGUUUUCAAUUCGAAUUUUGCUUUCAAAAGCAGCUCAAACAUAGCACAUGUAAGAAUGAACUAUAGCCAUUGAAUUAUACCGUGCAAAUAUACCAUGCGUUAAAUAGGAAAAUAAUGCAUGUUCUAGAAUGCCCUUCAAGUUAAUCCAAAACAAGUAUUCAACAAUGCCAUGGUAUAAUUAACCAAUAAAGCCCGAGGGGGUGUGGUAUGUGACCAAUAUACCACGGUUUAGGGCUGUUCUUAAGCAUGAAGCAACAAGGAGUGCCUGGAUACAGCCUUUAGCUGUGGUAUAUUGGCCAUAUACCACAAAUCCCUGGGGUGACUUGUUGCUAUUAUAAACUGGUUACAAAUGUAAUUAGAACAGUGAAAAUAAAUGUUUUGUCAUACCAGUGGUUUACGGCUUUCAGCCAAUCAGCAUUCACAGCUCGAACCACCUGGUUUACAAUUGGAUAUAACUUUUUUUCUCUGGAUGUUGACGUGAUUGUGUGUGGUAGUAGGAUGGUCCAUGACAGUGCUUCCAAUUUUAUUUUUAUUUUUUACUCCUGUAUUUAGCUUUUAUUUGAAACAAAUGUUUUACCAUUGUCACAUUGUUAGCAAUAUUGACUCCACAUACUUUUUAUUUUAAGUGAAAUAAUAUAUUAUGGACAAAGCUGUCAGUACAAUAAAAAGUGAAGAAAAAAUGCA
Molecule: messenger RNA, 4382 nt
Organism: Oncorhynchus kisutch (coho salmon)
Lineage: Eukaryota; Metazoa; Chordata; Actinopteri; Salmoniformes; Salmonidae
Gene: abtb1
Product: ankyrin repeat and BTB (POZ) domain containing 1
Exons: 12
Coding region: 202-1632 (476 amino acids)
Cellular component (GO): cytoplasm; ubiquitin ligase complex
Molecular function (GO): protein binding
Source: RefSeq, a predicted model, not a curated record